Eleginops maclovinus (Patagonian blennie) is the source of this 3354-nucleotide messenger RNA. It is a transcript of the gene fam117ab, whose product is annotated as family with sequence similarity 117 member Ab. The transcript is spliced from 8 exons. NCBI's taxonomy places the organism in Eukaryota, Metazoa, Chordata, Actinopteri, Perciformes, Eleginopidae. The record is from RefSeq and is a predicted model, not a curated record. The coding region runs from base 552 to 1742 and encodes 396 amino acids.
UGUUUGGAGUAAAGACAAGAACGCGGAGGGGAAAACUACUGUGACCACCUCGCAACUUUUCGGGCCACAAAAACACUCUACAACCCGAAAAACCAUAAUGAAAUAUACUUCCAGCGUUGCUCAGAAGACGUAGAAGUUGACGUUAAAGUAACUUUUUGAAACUGGAGCUUCUUCCUUGUUCGCCAACGGGGUGAAAUAUCUCAACAUCCUCACAAAGAAACUUUGCUUGCUAGGCUGCUAACUCGCACACAAGCCAGAAAAAAAGCAUGACCACCGCCGAGGAUCACUUUAUCUCACGCUAUCAGUAACAUCUCAUCUGUCGAGCUAAGUGCAACUGGGGGAUGUUUUAACCUGGAAAUGAUAUUUAUAUGACUAAAGCAGACCUUUGUAACGGUUUUUGGUAGUAGUCAUCAUCACCAGUGGAGGAAGGGUUGCAGCUGCUGAUUUAGCCAACAGUGUUUCCACAGAGCGCCCCCAAUCUCCACCAGCUAUCCACUGCUUUUUGUCAGCCACUUAGGAGCCACAUAGUCCCCAGAUUUGUUUCUGGAACGAUGUCCGGCCGAAGUGGAAUGGGACAGAUCCGGGGGGUCACUCUGGGAACACAGCCCCUCAAGGCUACUAUUCCCUAUCAGCUGUCCAGCAAGCCAAGAUCACACCGGAAGGAUGGGAAGACAGCUGGAAAGCCCAAAUCGCACCAGUUGAGCUCUGGCAUGAGGCGGGCGAUGUCUCUGGAUGCCAUCAUCGGGCCAUACCUGCAGGGACACUGGCCCAAAGAACCAGAGGGCCCGAGCAGCCAGUCUCGCAAGGACAAGUCCACCCAGACCCCAGACUCGUGGUCUGAUAAAUCCCAGAGCAGCAGAAGAAGCAGCAGCAGCCACAAACGAUCGGCGUCAUGGGGCAGCGCUGAGAAUCUGCGAGAGAUCGCUAAACUAAAACAACAGCUGCAGCAGCGCAGCAAACCUGCAGUCUCAGGGGGGCACGACAAAGACCGCCAGUGUGGAUAUCCUCAGGGGAGCUGUAGCCUAGGAACUACUCGGACUCAGCCCAUUUCCAUCCCCCUUGCCCCACUGUCUACUCUCGUCCCUCGGCUGCGCUGCAGUGUGGAGGGACUCAACCAGGAGCUGGAGGGCAUGUUCAUCUGCCAGCCAGCGCAUCCUCAGCACAGGCUCCUUGAGGUUCCAGACGGUCACCGGGCUCCGGUCCCUCUGCAGAGCUGCAGCAGUGGAUCUCAGAGUGACCCCUCCACUACACCGAUGUCGUCAUCUUCCUCCACAUCCUCCUCCCCCACAAACUUCUCCAAUUCCCCACCACACCAUGAAGAUGCACCUCUGGGUCUGCACCAAGAUUUGAUAGACGGUGCAAAGAUGUGCCUCCUGUCUCCGUUCCCGUCACAGAAUGAGGCCGACCUCUCCGUGCCUCUGCUGAUGUCGUCCUCCCCGGGGCCCAACAAGAGUUGCUGCUUCCAGAGAGAGCCGCCGGAGGGCUGCGAGAAGGUCAAAGUCUGGGACGAAACCAGCUCUCCACGCCAACCCAAGCCCGCCCUCCUCUCCUCCUGCCCUGACCCCAACAAGGUAAACUUCACCCCCUAUGGGGGCUCCGCCUUCUGCCCCGUCAACCUCCUGAAGCCGCUGCUCCCCUCCAUGGACCUGUUGUUCCGCAGCCUGGCCGUCUCUCCUCCAGACCCCCCCACCGUCUCCCCCGCUGUGGUGGGAGAAAGCUCUGGGGAGGGUCUCGCUUUCUGAGCAGCUGCAGAUCUUUUUCUGCGAAAAGUAUAGUGCGUAAUGCAAAUAUUUGCUUUAUUUUAGGAAAGGACCAUUCCAUAUCUAUAGAGGUUUAAAAUUAUCUUAUGUUGAAGAAAACAAAUAAUAAUAUUGAAAAAAAGUCAUAUCUUGUAUGCAAUCCAAUGGAUUUGCUUGAUGGUUUAUUUGCUUUAUUUGGCCAAAAACACAAGUGAGAGACAGGGCAGUCUUUUGUACUCUUAACUCUGAAGUCUGUUGGAUGACUGACCCCCUAACUUCACAUUUGUUUUAUGUUUCCCCAAAGAAAGCCAUGACACAAACUUAUGUUAUUAUACUGCUUUUUAAACUGCGUCAUCUCUGUAGUCGACUCGCAAACGCCCUGCGCGUGUAAGUUUGCUUGUUUUUAAGUAUUCAAAGAUAUAUAGCUAGAAUACUUUUUACCUACCGUGAUCUUGCACCUGUUGCUGGUGUACAAAGCACGACAAAUCAUUUCUUUUUUUUUCUUUUUAUUUACCUACAAAGAAGAAAAAAACCCACAAUUAAAUCACUUUUAGGUUAUUGUAUACUGAAGGGAAUUUUCCAGUUGGAUUUAAAAGAUGUUUAUUUUUGUUGUCAUAUUGUUUACGUGCAGAAAACAGUAACUUGUGCACAAGUUAAUGGAUGAAACAAUCCUGUUAUUCCUUGAUGUUAUAGAUGUGUGCUUGAUAUGUGUAUAGUUAUGAGGUUUUGCUGCCUAGUUGACUACCUAACCAGUUUUAGUGGUGUAGAUUUGUCAUCUCUAAUGUUUCCCUGAAGACGUUCUUUUUCUUCUGCCAAGCUGACAAGUUGAUGUUCAAAUAGUUUUAUUUCUGGUAGACAUGUUUGCACAAAUUGAACUGCUACGUUUGAGUCGCAAUUCUUAUUUUUAUAUUCACUUUUGUACUUUAAGAGUAGUAAUGUGUAUUUUCUACAUCCUUUUCCAAUUACCUGCAGCAUAAGCUAAAAAAAACAAACCCUCUUACUUUUAGUUUUGUUCUGUCAGUAUAAUUGAGGCAGGUGUUACAUGAUAUACUGUAUCGGGUGGAUUUUUAUGCACUUCAGCAGAAGGUUUUUAUGUGGAGACGUUUCUUCCAUACCUUAAUCCUGACCGGAGUUGUGUGUGUGUGUGUGUGUGUGUGUGUGUGUGUGUGUGUGGAUUGAAAGUUUUGUGGAUUGAAAGUUAACUAGUCUGAUUGUUUGACUUCUAGUUUUAGUGUCCUGGAGAAAUGCUGUUGGAUUGAAACAUUGUGUUUUCCAAAUAAGCCUAAAUUUCAAUGUUUGAUGAAGCGGUGUGGGUGCUGGGGACGUGCUGUUAUCUCAGGUUCUGUGUUCUGUCCACAUAAAUAUAUAAUUGAUAAUAUGUUGUCUUUGUGAUGUAUUUUACUGGUCUUUAGUCAUCACUCUUAAUGCUUUGGUACAACAUGUCUGCAGAGAGGUGUUGCAGUUGCAGCCUGAACAGAGUCUGAUUUGUGAACUGUAAACCUACACAUUUAUAUUUUACAUUUCCUGUGCGGUCAAGUUUCGAAUACUGAAAGAUCAAACAGAUGUUCAAUAUGUUAAAUAAUAAAUAAAAAAAACUGUAUUUUCUCCUUGAAAA